UUCGGGGGUUGGAUCGAUGUUGGCAGCGGCGAAGGCGCGCACAGCAUCACGGGUAAAUUUGGCAAGUUGUUUUUUGUGCAAAUGGCGGAUCUAUGUUUCGUGCGGCGGUGAUCUGUGCUUGUGAAGAUCAGUUUUUUACGUAAAUAGAAUAGAAUGCCGCGCUUGGACAACCGUCUGGACUAGUUGCUUAUAACAUUAACGGACCCACGACACACCAAUUGGAUUGUCUAGCGAGAUCGUAAACGAAUUGUAGUUAAAAACUUAAUUCAUGAUGGACGACAAUAUUGACGAAUCUGAUUCUGGAUCUGAAUUUGACGAAGAUGACGAUCCAGACAAGAUUUUAGUACCGGGUGGCGGUAAAGAUUUGGCAUCGGCUGCUGGUCUACUGGAUCCACUGGUACCGCAGCAACAACAACCGCAGCAGCAGCAAAUGCCAAUACAGAAUCAGUCUUUGAUGAAGCAGGAAUUGAAGCCGGGCACGAUGUCUCAAGCUAUGCAGAGGAAUAUGAUGUUCGACAUGAUGAGGAACACUCAACAGCAGCAGCAGCAACCGCAGAUGGGUAAUUCUUAUGGGAGCAGCGCUGUCGGUGCUGGAGGCAUGGGGAGUAUGUCUGCAAUGGCUAGCAUGCUCAGCAGCCUCGGAGGCCCCAUGAAUUUAGGAAGUAUGUUAGCUGCGGGAGCUGGCGGUGGUUCUGCUGGCUCUGGUGGCUUCAAUGCUGCACAAUUCUUGCAGCAGAUGGAAAUGGCUUCAUUUGGAAUGGGCAACCAAUAUAUGCAACAUCCAUUUUUGCAAAAUUUAUCAUCACUUUUAUAUUCAACUCCCGGUGGCGCGAAUCCUUGGGGCCCUCAAUUGAGCAGCAAAGCUGUGGCUUCAAUGUGGAUGAACUCUGAUGCAAAGCAAAUGCAACCGCACGGCGAGGAAGAAGAGGUGGAUGAUGAAGAAAUGGGAGUUGCGGAGACGUAUGAAGAUUACAUGCCAUCUAAAUUAAAAUUGGGUAGAAAACAUCCUGAUCCUGUCGUUGAGACUGCUUCAUUAUCCUCUGUAGCUCCAGCAGACGUUUGGUAUAAAUUAUCUAUACCCGAUGACACAAUAAACGGAGGCCAUUUAUCUGCUCUUCAGUUGGAAAGUAUUACUUACGCUUCACAAGCUCACGAGCAUAUCUUACCCGAUGGAUCCAGAGCCGGCUUUUUAAUAGGUGAUGGUGCUGGUGUUGGUAAAGGUCGAACGAUUGCUGGUAUAAUAUUCGAAAAUUAUAUGAAGGGUAGGAAGCGCGCUAUUUGGGUUUCCGUUUCUAAUGAUCUGAAGUACGAUGCGGAGCGUGAUCUUAAGGACAUCGGUGCCGGAAAGAUAGACGUUCAUCCAUUGAAUAAAUUCAAAUAUGCGAAAAUAUCGUCUGCUAUCAACGGAAACGUCAAGAAGGGUGUUGUGUUCUCGACGUACUCGGCCCUGAUAGGUGAAUCGAAUUCGGCUGGAGGAAAAUAUAAAAGUCGUCUUAAGCAAUUACUGCAAUGGUGCGGAUCUGACUACGAUGGUUUAAUUGUGUUCGAUGAGUGUCACCGUGCUAAAAAUUUGUGUCCAGUUGGUUCCUCGAAGCCCACGAAAACAGGUUUGACUGUUUUGGAGAUACAAAAUAAGUUACCUAAAGCUCGCGUCAUUUAUGCCUCGGCCACAGGAGCGUCCGAGCCUAGAAAUAUGGCAUACAUGGUUAGACUGGGCAUGUGGGGUGAAGGAUCACCAUUCAAAGAAUUCAAUGAUUUUAUUUCUGCUGUCGAGAAACGUGGUGUAGGUGCCAUGGAAAUUGUAGCUAUGGAUAUGAAAUUAAGAGGAAUGUACAUUGCUCGACAAUUGAGUUUCCACGGAGUUGCAUUCAAAAUCGAAGAAGUUCCUUUGUCUAAAGAUUUCGAAAAGGUUUAUGAUGCAAGCGUUCGAUUAUGGGUGGAGGCUAUGCAAAAGUUUCACGAAGCAGCGGAAUUGAUAGACGCAGAAAAUAGAAUGAGGAAAACUAUGUGGGGACAGUUUUGGUCAUCGCAUCAGCGUUUUUUCAAAUACCUAUGUAUUGCAGCUAAAGUACCCCACGCUGUUGGUACGGCUCAUGAAGCUAUCAAAUGUGGAAAAUGUGUUGUCAUUGGUUUACAGAGUACCGGCGAAGCAAGAACAUUGGAACAAUUAGAAAGAGAUGACGGAGAACUCACGGACUUUGUGUCAACUGCCAAAGGAGUAUUUCAAACAUUGGUGGAAAAACAUUUCCCGGCUCCAGAUAGAAGUAGGAUUCACAGACUGUUGGGCAUUGAACCGCCCUCCAGCAAGAAAUCAGCAAAUGGUAACAAUGAUUCAGCUGCAAACAGUUCAACGGGGAAACGAAAGCCUGUGAGGCAAGCUGCAGCGAGGGCUGUAAAACGUAAUAAAUGGUCAAACUCAGAUAGUGAUAAGAGUGAUUCGGAGCGAAGUUCUGCUGGUUCUGAAUUCAAAGUUUCCGAUGGCGAAGAGUCGGAAAUUUCUGAUGGAAAUUCGGAUUCGGCUCAGAGCAGCGAUUUCAAUCCGUUCAAUAGCGACAGUGACAGCGACAACGAUCCAUGGAGCAGAAACAAGAAAAAAGGAAAGAAAACUAAGAAGGUUGUGAAAAAGAGACCUUCGACGCAAGAUAAAAUUGGCUUGCUUUUGGCACAGAAAACACAGAACAACAAAAGUAACGGUGGCGGACAAAUGGUGCGAGGUCCGAACUAUGCGCCACCUAAAGAUGCUAUCGAAAGAGCAUGCAAUAUGAAGGAGGAACUACUACAUGCUAUCGAAAGAUUGGGGGAGAAACUACCACCAAAUACUUUGGAUCAGCUUAUAGAUGAACUCGGUGGACCAGAGAACGUCGCCGAAAUGACUGGUAGAAAGGGUAGAGUAGUUCAAACAGAGGAUGGUAUACAAUAUGAAAGCAGAUCAGAGCACGACGUUCCGCUGGAAACGUUAAAUUUGACGGAAAAACAAAGGUUUAUGGAUGGCGAGAAGGAUGUCGCUAUUAUUUCCGAAGCUGCAUCGAGCGGUAUUUCGUUGCAGAGUGAUAGAAGGGUGCGAAAUCAAAGGAGGAGGGUUCACAUUACUUUGGAACUGCCGUGGUCUGCUGAUAGAGCAAUUCAGCAAUUUGGUAGAACACAUCGAAGUAAUCAAGUAAAUGCACCAGAAUAUAUUUUCUUAAUUUCUGAUCUGGCCGGAGAACGGAGGUUCGCUUCGAUUGUUGCGAAAAGAUUGGAGAGUUUGGGUGCCUUGACGCACGGUGAUAGGAGAGCGACCGAAACACGCGAUCUGAGUCAGUUUAAUAUUGACAACAAGUAUGGAAGGACAGCACUCGAAGCCACCAUGAAAACAAUAAUGGGAUACGAGAGUCCUCUGGUGCCGCCACCUCAAGAUUACAAGGGAGAUUUCUUCAAAGACGUAGCGGCCGCACUUGUCGGUGUUGGAAUAAUUGUUAAUAGUGAAGCGAUGCCUGGAGUGCUGUCACUCGAUAAAGAUUAUAAUAAUAUGUCCAAGUUCCUAAAUCGCAUUCUCGGAAUGCCCGUGGAUCUGCAGAAUCGACUCUUCAGAUACUUCACUGAUACACUUGCGGAGAUAGUUACUCAAGCGAAACGUUCAGGUCGUUUCGAUCUGGGUAUUCUAGAUUUGGGAGCUGGUGGCGAGAAUGUGAAGCGCGUUAAGACUGUCACGUUCGUGAGGAAACAUGCAACGGGCACUGCGCCAACUGAACUUCACACUGUGCACGUCGAGAGGGGAAUGUCCUGGGACGAAGCUAUCGACAAAUGGGCAGAAUUGGCGGGACCGAAGGAAGGUUUCUAUGUAUCGCAUCAAGUUCGUAAUAACAAACACACUGCGAUAUUGGCUGUGGCCGUCGAUACCGGCACCAAGAAGAAAUCGGAGAGCAAGAAAGAUCAAUUGUUCUAUGUUCAUAGACCUAAUACUGGACUGCAGUUCCGACAAGAAAGUUUAGCGGAUCUGGAGAAGAAGUACAAAAAGGUUCAAUCUGACGAAGCACAGGAAGCAUGGCAAUCGCAAUACGAUUCAUCAGUGUCGACUUGCUCUCACGCAUAUUGGCGCGGAAAUUGCCGAAACGUGAAUUUGGGGCACGAUUGUGAAGUAGGUCUGAGAAGACGUACAUACCACGUGGUUUCUGGAUCGGUGCUGUCCGUGUGGAGUCGUGUCGAGGGCGUUUUGGCCGCGAAAAAUGGUUCGCACAAUAAUAAAAUGCAAGUUAUUCGUUUGCGUACGGAUGACGGCCUCAAAAUUGUUGGCACAUUAAUACCUAAGAAUUGCGUGGAUUCUUUGAUCAAGGCGCUGUCGUCGGAUGCUGAGAACGUCGAAGAGAAGAACCACUGAAGUGUUGUAUUUAGGAACAGUGUUUGUUUUUUUUUUCCUGUGUGCGUCCAUUGAGAGUGAUUUUGCUGCACUUUAAAAAAAGAAAAGAGAGAAGAAUAAAUGAGGAAUAUUUUUCCGGCGAUGAAGAUGAAGAUAUAUUCAAUCGUGCAAGAAAAACAGGGUGUUCCGGUCACAGUAUUAAGUUAACAUAUGUUUUUUUAUUGUUUUUUUUUAAUCUUUGUUUUAAUUAGGGUGGCCGCAUAUGCUCUGUGCGCCUGUUAUUUUUCUGUUGCAAUUGUUGAUAACAGUUUUCUUCCUUUUCUCCCACCACCACCCUAUAUACAAACAAACACACACACAAAGGAAUAGCAACUAUUUUCGUCGUCUUUUGUUUUUUUUUUUUUUUUGAUUAUUUUUUAAGAGACCUGUGAGAUAUAAAUGAGAAACAAAAGGAACAAAAUAUGAAUAAAUCAAUUAGAUUUAGUUUUUAAGUAGCGAUUUGAUGAUGAUAAUGUUGACCGUGUAGGGUAAUAACCGUGGCACGAAUUUGUAAAGUCCUACCUAACUUAAAAGAUAAAAUAUGUGUGUGUUGGAUGUCGAUGCGAUGAAAUCGCGCUUAUUUCUGUUUAGACUGUAAAAAGAAAAGAGAGGAACAAGUUUCAAAGAAGCCUUUUAUUUUGCGAAAGAAGCACACAAAUCAUAUUAUUUCAUUUCUUCUGUAGAUAGAUUUAUAUACAUACUAUAUAUACAUAUAUAUAUAUAUAUACAAAAAAAACAUAUUUUUAAUAAUUGAGCAUGAAGAAAUUUUCCUGAGCUGCGAGAUUUAUUGUUUGUAGUAAAUUUUACUAUUUAGGUACAGUAUCGAAGAGAGA
Molecule: messenger RNA, 5208 nt
Organism: Nicrophorus vespilloides
Lineage: Eukaryota; Metazoa; Arthropoda; Insecta; Coleoptera; Silphidae
Product: protein strawberry notch
Exons: 13
Coding region: 269-4357 (1362 amino acids)
Biological process (GO): regulation of DNA-templated transcription
Cellular component (GO): nucleus
Molecular function (GO): histone binding; chromatin DNA binding
Source: RefSeq, a predicted model, not a curated record